AUGCUCAUUGUGCGAAAUUCGCUAGGACGUUGGAACAUCGAGCACAGCUAUCGUCUACUAUGUUCCACGAGCGGGAUUGACGUCAUUGUUAUAGGCGGAGGUCAUGCUGGUUGUGAAGGAGCCGCUGCGGCAGCGAGAUGCGGCGCACGAACAGUACUUCUUACACAUAAUAAAAACACGAUUGGAGAGAUGAGCUGCAAUCCGAGUUUUGGCGGAAUCGGAAAAGGUCAUCUGAUUCGGGAAGUUGAUGCAUUGGAUGGUUUAUGCGGUCGCAUCUGUGAUAAGUCUGCCAUCACAUACCAAGCGUUAAAUUCCGGGCAAGGCCCUGCUGUCCUCGGCCUCCGUGCACAAAUCGAUCGCUCCCUUUACAAAACUCACAUGCAAGAGGAAAUUUCCAGUACAAAGAAUCUUGAAAUUAUUGAAGGCGGUGUCCAGAUGCUAACCGUUGAAAAUGGUAGCGAUAGACGAGUCACUGGUGUAGUGCUGGAGGAUGGCCGAAAGCUUGAGUAA
Ostertagia ostertagi is the source of this 510-nucleotide messenger RNA. Lineage: Eukaryota; Metazoa; Nematoda; Chromadorea; Rhabditida; Trichostrongylidae. The record is from the annotation of a GenBank genome assembly.